Drosophila grimshawi is the source of this 3760-nucleotide messenger RNA. RefSeq names its product aminopeptidase N (gene superdeath). The record is from RefSeq and is a predicted model, not a curated record. Gene Ontology annotation, cellular component: cytoplasm. Bases 438 to 3458 code for a protein of 1006 amino acids. The transcript is spliced from 7 exons. Gene Ontology annotation, molecular function: metalloaminopeptidase activity; zinc ion binding; peptide binding. Gene Ontology annotation, biological process: proteolysis; peptide catabolic process. NCBI's taxonomy places the organism in Eukaryota, Metazoa, Arthropoda, Insecta, Diptera, Drosophilidae.
AGUCUGUUCUCGGCCGUUACGCUUAACGGUUGUGUUAAUUGUCUGUGUGUGGUUGUCGCUGUCGUUGCUACUGUUCGCUGUUGUCAAUGAUACCUUGGAUAAAUUGCAUUUGCAUGUAUUUGAGCAAACUCAUCUUCCUGGUUGCUUGAUUUGUUUACAUUAAUUCAAUUAUCCACGCGCGCCUGUGAAAGUGUUGCCUUGACCGCCAGACAUCUAGGCAAAUUUAUGCUUGUAAUUGUAUUAGUGACCACUCGGUGUCCCUUAACAGUGUGUGUGUGUGUGUGUGUGUCAGUGUAGGAGUUUUUAUGCCAUUUGCAUCCGCUAAAGCAUAACAGAAAACUGCAUAGCUGUAAAGUUGCAAAAGAGAAGUGAAGAGAAGGGAGAUCUAAUUGGAAGCAGCAGCAGAAGCAGAAAAAAGAGGUUAAGGCCAAGACGACAUGGUCGUUAAGGAAAUGCCCCUCCACGAGAAUCUCAGCAUGGAGACUCGUCAUGGCAAUUCGCUGCCAAUGCCAGCCACAAGCAGUGGCACCACGCCCACAACCACAUUCACCAGCACCGGCAAGCGGUACAGCAUCUCAGUGACAACCGCCGCACUGUUGGCCUCCUUCUUCGUAUGCAGCCUGCUGGCCGUGGGCUUUAUUGUGUAUAAUUUUGCGACAUGCGCCGAACUGGAUGCUGGCGGAGACAUCGUUUGCACCAGCGUCCAUUUGCGUAACUCAAAGCAUUCGCAUGGCGCCGAAGAUGGUCCCAAAUACGAUCAGGAUGUUCGCCUGCCGCGCUCCAUCCAACCGAUUAAGUACAACAUCACCUUGGAGCCACAGAUGAGCGGCAACUUCACUUUCACGGGCAGCGUCCAAAUUCGUGUACUCGUCCUGGAGGAUUGCUAUAACAUUACCAUGCAUGCCGAGGAUUUGAACAUUACACGUAACGAUCUGGCCGUCUAUCGUACACUGGCCAAUGGGAACAUGGAUGAAUUGGUGCCGACUAGUCUGCGCAUUCGUAAACAUUAUCUGGUUGGAUCCAAACAGUUCUUUGUCAUUGAACUGUAUGAUAAAUUAAAAAGCGGUUCGGAAUAUGUGGUCCACAUUAGUUUUGCGGGCAUCAUAAAAGAUUCGUUGCAGGGAUUCUAUCGCAGCUCCUAUGAGGUGCACAAUGAGACCAGGUGGGUGGCCUCGACCCAGUUUCAAGCAACCGACGCCCGACGCGCUUUUCCUUGCUUCGAUGAGCCAGCACUCAAGGCCAACUUUACGAUGCACAUAGCACGUCCACGCCACCUGACCACCAUCUCCAAUAUGCCCAUCGUCUACAGCAAUAAUCACGAAACUUUACCCAAUUAUGUGUGGGAUCACUUUGCUGAAUCUGUGCCCAUGUCCACUUAUUUGGUGGCCUAUGCCAUAUCCGACUUUACGCACAUCUCGUCUGGCAACUUUUCCGUUUGGGCCCGUGCGGAUGCCAUUAAGUCUGCUGAGUAUGCGCUCAGUGUGGGUCCAAAGAUUCUGGAUUUUUUGCAGAGUUUCUUUGGCAUUGCGUUUCCGUUGCCCAAGAUCGAUAUGAUAGCGCUGCCCGAGUUCCAGGCGGGCGCAAUGGAGAACUGGGGCCUCAUCACAUUCCGGGAGACGGCGAUGCUGUUCGAUAAGGGUGUGGCCACGGCCAGCAAUAAGCAGCGUGUCGCCUCUGUGGUGGGUCACGAGCUGGCCCAUCAAUGGUUCGGUAAUCUCGUGACGCCCAGCUGGUGGUCGGACAUUUGGUUAAACGAAGGAUUCGCCAGCUACAUGGAGUAUCUGACAGCGAAUGCAGUGGCGCCCGAAUGGAAGCUGCUCGAUGAGUUUGUGGUGAAUGAACUGCAGACCGUAUUCCAGCUGGAUGCCCUGACCACAACGCACAAGAUCUCCCAAGAGGUUGGCAAUCCCCAGGAGAUAUUCGAAUUAUUUGAUCGCAUUUCGUAUGCUAAGGGAUCCACAGUUAUCCGCAUGAUGAGCCACUUCCUGACCGAUGCCGUUUUUCGCGGCGGUCUCAGCAAGUAUCUCAGCGAGAUGGCCUAUAAGUCGGCCACACAGGACGAUCUGUGGCGUUUCCUGACCGACGAGGCGAAGACAUCGGGUCUGCUGGAUAGCAGCACCAGCGUCAAGGCUAUCAUGGACACCUGGACACUGCAGGCUGGUUAUCCCAUGCUUAAGAUCUCGCGUCAUCCCAACUCGGAUGCAGUGCGUCUGGAGCAGGUGCGUUUCAGCUAUGGCAAUCGCAGCAAAUCGGACGAUCGCCCACUCUGGUGGAUACCCAUUACCUAUACCACCGAUACCGAGUUAAAUUUUGAGAACACUCGACCCACAACGUGGAUACCACGCACCAAAACCUACGAGCUGGAAAAUCGUUAUCUCUCCACGGCCAAGUGGUUCAUCUUCAACAUACAGCAGACGGGCUACUAUCGUGUCAAUUACGAUUUGGACAACUGGCGUGCGGUGACUCAACAUCUAAUGGAUGCUGCACACUUCACUCAAAUAGCGCCCGCAAAUCGCGCCCAGCUGAUCGAUGAUGUUAUGAAUUUGGCACGCGGCUACCAUUUAUCCUACGACACGGCCAUGAAUCUAACUCGCUAUCUGGCAUACGAGACGAAUCAUGUGCCGUGGAAGGCGGCCAACACUAACUUUAACUUUAUCGAUUCCAUGUUUGCCAACUCGGGCGACUACGAUCUGCUGAAGAACUAUCUGUUGAAACUGCUGCGCAAGGUGUACAACGAGGUGGAGGACAAGGAUUCGCAGGGCGACAACGAAAACAUUCCAAUGCUCUUGAAGCGCUCCGAGGUACUCAGCAUGGCCUGCCAUCUGGGCCAUCAGCCGUGCAUCUCUGAGAGCACCAAGCAAUUCCAGAACUGGGUGCAAUCGCCCAAUCCCGAUGCAUACAAUCCCAUUAAUCCAAAUAUGCGCGGCAUUGUUUACUGUGCGGCCAUACAAUACGGAACGGAGUACGAAUGGGACUUUACCUUCGAGCGAUAUUUGAAGACAUCAGUUCCUGCUGAAAAGGAACUGCUGCUUAACGGGCUGGGCUGCUCGAAAGAGCCUUGGCUGCUGCAUCGCUAUCUACGGCGUGGCAUUGCUGGUCAGCAUAUACGCAAGCAGGAUGUUUUCCGUGUAUUUGCCGCUGUCUCCAACACAGUGGUGGGUCAAAAGAUUGCCUUCGAUUAUCUACGCAACAACUGGCAGGAGAUAAACACUUACAUGGGCUCCCAGAUAUCCAACAUUCACACGCUGCUCAAGUUUGCCAGCAAGCGAAUGAACUCCAAGUUCCAAUUGGCCGAACUGGAGGAAUUUGUGCGCGAUUCACAUUGGGUAUACAAUAGAACCAUCCAGCAGAUUAUGGAACAGGUGGAAAUUAAUGUGGACUGGAUGAAUCGUAAUUACAAAUCGAUUGUCAAAUGGCUGCAACGAGAAGCUGGCACCACACAAACACAAACCACGUAGGGACAGACACAUUAUGAGCAACCACGUGGCUUGUGGAUGAAGCAGUAUUAGAUUUUGCAAGAGAAGCAAAUUUGAAUUCAUUAUUUUGUAGCAUGUGGCAAAACCAGUGCAUUUAUGUAUAUUUAUGUGUAUCAUUUAGAAUGUAUUUAUGUCGAGUGUUUCGCAUCAAGUCAAAAGCCAAAGAAGCCACUUAAGCUCUUGAAGCUAGAAUCUAUUCAAAAUGUACGGUCAUUUGUCCCGUCCGUGCAAAACUAAAAAAAAAAAAAAAAAAAAAAAAAAAAAAAAACUAAUGAAUCACCGUG